Xiphias gladius (swordfish) is the source of this 3466-nucleotide messenger RNA. It is a transcript of the gene slc66a1, whose product is annotated as solute carrier family 66 member 1. The record is from RefSeq and is a predicted model, not a curated record. The coding region runs from base 1466 to 2416 and encodes 316 amino acids. Lineage: Eukaryota; Metazoa; Chordata; Actinopteri; Istiophoriformes; Xiphiidae. The transcript is spliced from 8 exons.
UAACGAGGGGAAAUGUGUCCACAAAUUUAAAACAGACAGUAUAACUUUUUUUUUUUUUGGUCUUGAAAACAACUAGGAUACGUCUUUAUGACGAAAAGUACCCUCUGUUUUAUUGUGAUAGAGACAGCAUCUCGUUACAUCUGCAUAUAACAAAGAGAAGACCAGUCCCACCGACCUCUCCAAAAUUCUCUGGGGGAGAACUUUGGCGUACAAGCCCGGUUUUACAUGGGAUUAACCCUUGUGGGCCUGGAUAUCAUAUUGUUUUUCACGGCAGCACACUAAAAUGCAAAGCUUGUAGAAGAAUGUAGGAGGCCUCGGGACUAAUGACUGAACCAUCAUGUGGAGCGAAAUAAUCCAGUUUAACAAGGCUUGUUGAUAUGUGAUGAGAGUAUGUGAAAUGUGUGAGCGUUGGAACAUCAGAGUGGCACAGCCGAGUUCCACAGAAAAUGAACAUUAACAUCAACACAUACCAUUAGCUUGUUCCACGGCCCUGGUGAGGGUCUCCACCAGCGAGUGUUAUAUGUUCACUGACGUACUGUAAAUCCUGGACUGCGUGGAGCAGAAUAAAGAUUUGUCCGAUAUAUAACCUCAGAGGGACAGGAAUAUAUCUAGGAGAGGUCUAUGAUGAAUUAAAGUCGUUUUUUUUUCCGACACAUAAUUUCCUGAUGAUCAUGAUGUCACGGCUGCCUUCACCUCCAAAGGGGCCCCUAUUGACCCCUACUAUACAGUGCAGUUUCAUUAUUUCCCCAGGCAUCCAGAAACCAAUCAGUAAACUAAAGCUGAAAUGAUUAGUUGAUUAAUCAAUAAGUUGAUGGGCAGAUAAUUAACCGACAACAGGUUUGUUGAUUGAUUAAUCUUUUUAAGUUGUUUCUUCUCAAAUGUGAAUAUCCGCUAUCUCUUUAUGGCCGUAAACUCAACAUGUUUGGGUUUUUGAGAGUUAGACAAAGAGCAAUUUGAAUGUGUAAACAUGGGCCUUAGGAAAUAAUGAACGCAUUUUCACUACUUGCUCACAUUUUACUGACCGAGCAAUCAGUCGAUGACGAAAGAAAAUAAUUGUCAAAUGUAUUCAUAAUUAAGAUAAUUGUUGGUUGCAGCCCUAUAGUACCUCUAUGAUGGAACAAUAUUACCUUGCCUGGCGUUGUCUGUUAUUUACUAUUAGUAGGCAAGAAGAGAAAUGUUUUUUUUUUUCUCGCCAUACUCCUUUUUAUGCUUCUUAAAUUCACAUCGUGUUAAAAUGUCUAAUAGACAAUUUGGAUGUUAAACUUUUAUUUUGAAGGCGUGACUGGUUUUGAUUUGGAGCUCACGAGCCGCCAGUCACGUGCUAACUUGGACGAGGCCUGCAGUGACGUUUCGGCGUAGCGACCAAUCAGCUCACGAGGACAUGUCGGUGUUGUUUAUUGCUCGCUUCCUUGUUGUUUCUCCAGAGUCCCCGUGAGGUUUUCGUUCUGCUAAGGACCUUGCCGGCAUGUCAGCGGCCACACAGAAUAUGUGGACAGAUGGAGUCCUCACACGGGGCGCCUUUGGCUGGACCAGUCAAGGAAACUUCACGUCUUUGUGCCCUAAUGGGUCUAAAUGGGUUUGGGAAGGGCUUGGGGAAUGUGCGCAGGAUGCAAGGGAUAUGGCCAGUAUCUACCUAGGCCUCCUGUCCAUCCUCUGCUUCAUGGUCUCUUCACUUCCACAGUACUACAGCUCGUGCAAAAAUGGGAAUAUGGACAGCGCCCUUUCUAUCUGGUUCCUGCUACUCUGGUUGGGAGGUGACACCUGCAAUCUGGUGGGCUCCUCCUUGGCAGACCAGCUUCCACUUCAGACAUAUACAGCCAUUUAUUACGUUGUGGCUGACUUAUUGAUGCUGGCCAUGUACUUAUACUACAAGAUAAGGAACAGAAUGGUUGAAAGCAGGAGGGUUUUGCAUGUGAUGGGUGUCGCCUGUAUCCUGGGCUUUGCCACAAACCUCGCCCAUCUCCCCGGGUCAGGCACCCAGCGGGAAAUUAUUCCUUCUGGGUUCAGAGGUCGCGCAUUGCUCUCAACCUCUGAUGUUGUCCCCAUCAAGGCUUUUACCCCUAAGGAGAUUAUUGGUUUCUCCAUUGGCUCAGUUUCGUCAGUGCUCUACCUCUGCUCCAGACUUCCCCAGAUGUACACUAAUUUCAAGAGGAAGUCAACAGAGGGAGUAUCUUACUUCCUGUUUGCACUAGUAAUCCUGGGAAACACCACAUACGGCCUGAGUGUCCUACUGAAGAACCCUGAUGAGGGCCAAGGCGAGAAAAGCUACCUGAUCCAUCACCUGCCCUGGCUCAUCGGCAGCCUCGGCACCCUCUGUUUAGAUGUCAUUAUCUCCAUCCAGUUCAUAAUUUACCGAAAAGCCCCAGUGGAGGUCGACGGCGGCAGCGAUGAGACAACGCCUCUGAUUGGGAGCUAAACCAACACACUAAGGGUGUACUGAUGGGACAAGAGCAGACAAUCGUUUCCAAUGAACUCUCAAAAUCACAUUUGAAACACAAAAUCAUGAUGGAAAAAAUUGUACAUUUUAGUUGAAUUUUAUAGUUUUAUUUAUUAUGCUGUUUUUUUAAUGUUUACAAUGUGUUUUUAUCUGCAAACUACAGUCACAGAUGAAGUUCUUCAUUUGGGUUCAGCUGCAGUGAUGUGACUCAAACUGCUCUUAAUAUUACAGUUUUAAAGGGACGAUUGAGGGUUUCAGGUGUCGGACAUGGAUGGAAACUCCUCCUGGUCUCCUGAGAGAUGUCAGAAACCUGCUGGUGGGGGUGACCAGACCUCACAGAUGUUUCUCUGAAAUUAUUCCUUUGUUUUUCAGUUGUCAAACACUUGAACCGUUAUGAAAUCAACCUCUGCAUGAAGCCCUGUAUGAUCUUGUUUACAGUUUUUAAUCGUUUGUUUUUGGGAUAUGUAAAUGAAGUGAUAUGUCACAUUGGAAAAGUGGAAAUGUUUUGUAACUUUUUAAAAAAAAACAACCAAAACUGUAAAUUGUGUUUAGUCAACUUUUAAUAGAUGUUUAAAUCAAGUGCCAUAAUCAAAAAUAAUGUUUUUGUGCAUUUUAAAUAUCUUUUAAACUGUAGUCAUAGUUUUAUUUUCCUUUUUUUUUAAAAAUACAAACACUUAAUUAGUUUUGUUUGCACUGGUGAUAAAAGUCACAUGACUUGAAACAGUUUUUCACGACUUUGUUUAAUUUACACAUUGUCAUUUUCAAGAUUUUUGCACAUUUUCAAGCAAAAGUCCGUUUUGUACUUUGAGAAAUGUUAAUUACGUUUGGUGGGUCAGUGCACUACAAACAUUAAACAAAUCUCUCUGGGUAAAAUCUUGAUUGAGUCAUUUAGGAUUGGCCUGAUUUCGUCAUAAUGGUGUUCCAGUUUGUUUGUUAUUUGCUCGGAUUUAUGAAUUUUAUAUAACUGCUCCUCUUGAGAAAAAAAAACUCAGAGAGCUCUCCCUCCCCUAAAGUUUACUCUCUUCACCU